GACAGCAGCAGAAAGACAAAGAGAAAUGAAUUCCAGUAUGAAAUAGUGCAGGAAGCCAUGGAGAAAGACAUUAGGGUGGCUGGGGACCAGGACACUUCGGGUGUCACACAGCUGUCCCAGGGCCAGUCCUGUCCCCCCUCAAGACAGGACACAUUGCCACUAAAUGAAUUCCAGUGUGAAAUAGUGCAGGAAGCCAUGGAGAAAGACAUUAGGGUGGCUGGGGACCAGGACACUUCGAGUGUCACACAGCUGUCCCAGGGCCAGUCCUGUCCCCCCUCAAGACAGGCCACAUUGCCACAGUCCUCUUUGGAGAAGGGAGCUUUUGAAACCUGGUUAGAAAGAGAACUUGAAAUUGCAAACCAAAAUCAAGAGAAGAAAUUGAGUGUGGACUUGGAGAGAGAAGCGCCAAAGGAAAAACAACUCAAUAAAAAGAAACGAAGAAAAAGAAGAAAAAAGGGACUCACAGAACAAGGAAAUGCAUUAGGAAUGAGUGAAGAAACCGAGGGACAAAAAGAGAUCCAGAACCGAAGAGAACUGAUAAAAGGAAAUGGAAUGAAACGGGGUGAAGUAGUGGAAGGAAUGAGUGAGACAUCCAGUGAGAGUGACACAUCCACUGAGAGAGACAUCGACCCUGCGAAUCUGACUAUUAACUCAGAGCAGGGAGCAGGACAAGUGUGGCUUCAAGGAGAACUCGAGAGAGCACUGGAACGACAGAAGAUAGAGAACAAUCGGAUACAGAUUCAGAAAAUACAAACAUGCAUGAGCUUCCACAGACAGAAUGGAAAGAACAAAGAGGAGAUGGAGAAGAUGAAAGAGGAACUAGCAGAAAGGAUGUUGGCAGAUGCUUGGCAGGGAGAUUGCGAGAUGGAAGAGGGAUUGGCACAGGAGCAAGACACAAUUGCAGGAACAAGCAGGAUGUGUUCUCAGAAAGAUGACACAACAAAACAGGAGACACCAGAGGUGGAGGUGGAGACAAAUCCAUUCAAGUCAAUUGGAGCAGAGGUGGAGACAAAUCCAUUCAAGUCACUUGGAGCUGGGGCAGAACAAGAUAGUCAGAAUCGUGAAAGUAAGGCAGAGGAAGAAUACAGCAUCCCUGCAAAGAGGAGGGAAGAAACACUUAGAGAGCUGACACUGGCCCAGUCCACCAUAGAAGAUCAACAGAGAAGGAUAGAUGACCUUGAGAGGGUGCAUGGAGCGCUUGCAGCAUGGUUUGAAAGAGAACUGGCAAUAGCAAACCAAAGUCAGGAGAAGAAAUUAAGUGUGGACUUGGAGAGAGAAGCACCGAAGGAGAAACAACCCAAUAAAAAGAAACAAAGAAAAAGAAGGAAAAAACGACUGAUCGAACAAGGAAAUGUAUUUGCAACGAGUGAAGAAACUGAGAGACAAAAAGAGAUCCAGAACAGUGCAGAACCAAAUUACCAGAGAGUUGAACUGAUAAAGGAAGAAAAUGGAAUGGAACGGGGUGAAGUAGUGGAAGGAACAGCAAUGGAGGCUGUGAGACAGGCAAAUGAGCAGGAGAGAAUGAGUGAGACAGAUGGUGAGAGUGACACAUCCAGUGAGAGAGACAGCGACCCUGCAAAUCUGACCGUUAACUUAGAGCAGGGAGCAGGACAAGCGUGGCUUCGAGGAGAACUUGAGAAAGCAUUGCAACGGCAGAAGAUAGAGAGCAGUAAGAUACAUAUCCGGAAAAUUAUGGAUCAAGAAAGGGAAGGAACGAGUGAUGAAACCGAGAGACAAAAAGAGAUCAAGACAAGAAAAGAACCAAAUGAACUCAAAGUUGAACUGAUAAAGGAAGAAAAUGGAAUGGAAUGGGGUGAAGUAGUGGAAGGAACAGCAAUGGAGGCCGUGAGACAGGCAAAUGAGCAGGAGAGAAUGAAUGAGACAUCCAGUGAGAGUGACACAUCCAAUGAAGGAGACAGCGACCCUGCAAAUCUGACCGUCAACUCAGAGCAGGGAGCAGGACAAGCGUGGCUUCGAGGAGAACUGGAGAGAGCACUGGAACGACAGAACAUAGAGAACAAUAGGGUACAUAUCCAGAAAAUAAAAACAUGCAUGAGCUUCCACAGACUGAAUGGAGAGAAUAAAGAGGAGAUGGAGAAGAGGAAAGAGGAACUAGCAGAAAGGAUGUUGGCAGAUGCUUGGCAGAGAGAUGGCACAUGGAAGAUGGGAGAGGGAUUGAAACAGGAGCAAGACACAAUUGCAGGAACAAGCAGGAUGUGUUCUCAGAAAGAUGACACAACAAAACAGGAGACACCAGAGGCGGAGAUGGAGACAAGUGAACUCAAGAUACUCAGAGCUGGGACAGAACAAGAAAAUCAGGAUCAUGAAAGUAAGGCAGAGGAAGAAUACAGCAUCCCUGCAGAGAGGAGGGAAGAAACACUUAGAGAGCUGACACUGGCCCAGUCCACCAUAGAAGAUCAACAGAGAAGGAUAGAUGACCUUGAGAGGGUGCAUGGAGCGCUUGCAGCAUGGUUUGAGAGAGAACCGGAAAUAGCAAACCAAAGUCAGGAGAAGAAAUUAAGUGUGGACUUGGAGAGAGAAGCACCGAAGGAGAAACAACCCAAUAAAAAGAAACAAAGAAAAAAAGGACUGACGGAACAAGGAAAUGUAUUAGGAACAAGUGAAGAAACUGAGAGACAAAAAGAGAUCCAGAACAAAACAGAACCAAAUUACCACAGAGUUGAACUGAUAAAAGAAAAAAAUGGAAUGGAACUGGGUGAAGUAGUGGAAGGAACAGCAAUGGAGGCCGUGAGACAGGAAAAUGAGCAGGCGAGAAUGAGUGAGACAUCCAGUGAGAGUGACACAUCCAGUGAGAGAGACAGCGACCCUGCAAAUCUGACCGUCAACUCAGAGCAGGGAGCAGGACAAGCGUGGCUUCGAGGAGAGCUUGAGAAUGCAUUGCAACGGCAGAAGAUACAUAUCCGGAAAAUUAUGGAUCAAGAAAGGGAAGGAACGAGUGAUGAAACCGAGAGACAAAAAGAGAUCAAGACCAGAAAAGAACCAAAUGAACUCAAAGUUGAACUGAUAAAGGAAGAAAAUGGAAUGGGACAUGGUGAAAUAGUGGAAGGAACAGCAAUGGAGACUGUGAGACAGGAACAUGAGCAGGAGAGUGACACGUACAUUGAGAGAGACAAUGUGAAUCUGUCAGUACAUUCAGAGCAGGAAGCAGGACAAGUGCGGCUUCAAGGAGAACUCGAGAGAGUUCACAGACUGCAUGGAGAGAACAAUAGGAUACAGAUUCAGAAAAUACAAACAUGCAUGACCUCCCACACACUGAAUGGAGAGAAUAAAGAGGAGAUGGAGAAGAUGAAAGAGGAACUAGCAGAAAGGAUGUUGGCAGAUGCUUGGCAGAGAGAUGGCACAUGGGAGAUGGACGAGGGAUUGACACAGGAGCAAGACACAAUUGCAGGAACAAGCAGGAUGUGUUCUCAGAAAGAUGACACAACAAAGCAAGAGACACCAGAGGUGGAGGUGGAGACAAGUGAACUCAAGAUACUCGGAGCUGGGACAGAACAAGAAAAUCAGGAUCAUGAAAGUAAGGCAGAGGAAGAAUACAGCAUCCCUGCAGAGAGGAGGGAAGAAACACUUAGAGAGCUGACACUGGCCCAGUCCACCAUAGAAGAUCAACAGAGAAGGAUAGAUGACCUUGAGAGGAUGUACAUGGAGAUGCAGCAAGAGAAAGUUGAGGCCCAGAGAGUCUCAGAUAGACACAGCGAGGAACAAGAACGACGGAUUGGCCAGUUGGAGAAAUUGACAGAAAUCAUGAUGAACGAGAAAGUUGAGGCCCAGAGAGUCUCAGAGAGACACAGCGAGGAACAAGAACGACGGAUUGGCCAGCUGGAGAAAUUGACAGAAAACAUGAUGAUGAAAAUCAUAGAGAUGGAGAGACAACUAGAUGAAACAGCAGCACACAGAAAAGUGGAGCAGGACAGAACGACAAUAGAGGAAAUGGAGAGAACGGCAGGAGACACACCUACAGGAGGCCAGCCUGCCGGUGUGAACUCUGAGCACCUGGAAAUCAUUUGUGUGAGAGAGGAGGAGAAGAGACACGGCCAAGAGAUAAUGGUGUCCGGUAGUCGCACGGAAAACUGUGGGCCUGAAAAUGACAUAGAAAUGGAUGCAAAAAGAGAGGGGCAUAAAAGCACUGGAAACUCAAGGCAAGCCGAAGACCAUACAUGCCCAAGCAACGACAUGGAGCAAAGAGGACAGAGUGCUGUGGGCUCUUUAGAAAACGUUAAGCCCAAAGACAUGGAGAUGGACACCCAAAGAGGGGGAUGCAGUGCAGCUGGUAUUGCAGUGCCAACUGAGAAUGGCAUUGACCAAGACCCAGGAGGACAAUCGGAUGCAUCUGAUGGACCCAGCGAGCAGCUGCCUGGAGGUCUCGAGGGGGAGCAGAAAAAGAAAAAGAAGAAAAAGUCCGUACUGAGGUGGAUGAGGAAGAGACUAAGAAUUGGACAAAACUAAACACACUCACUCACUCACUCACUCUCACACACACACACAGAAAAAUAAAAAACUAUCAACAACCACAAAAACCAUGAAAAAAAAUAAAAUAAAAAAACAAAACAACAACAAAAAACA
Engraulis encrasicolus (European anchovy) is the source of this 4581-nucleotide messenger RNA. Its product is annotated as trichohyalin-like. The transcript is spliced from 4 exons. NCBI's taxonomy places the organism in Eukaryota, Metazoa, Chordata, Actinopteri, Clupeiformes, Engraulidae. The coding region runs from base 58 to 4464 and encodes 1468 amino acids. The record is from RefSeq and is a predicted model, not a curated record.